AUGAUUGAUGGCAUUCAAUCCAUUCCUGGUAAUCCAACCGCUGGUUGGGUACUGUAUGGUCCCACGUCUUCUCAACCUUCAGAGUCUUUCGCUACCUCCCUCCAUGUACAUUGCAACAUCAGUUCAACACUCCAAAAGUUCUGGGAAAUAGAAGAAGUUUCAUCUACUGUCCAUCUCGAUCCGCAGAAUAUGUUGGUGGAGGAGCACUUCCUUCGGACCCAUUCUCGAGAUAAAGAUGGGCGUUAUAUAGUAGCGCUUCCUUUCAAACCAAACGCAACUCCCCUCGGAUCAAAUCGUUCAAGUUCACACUCUUCGUUCGAACGUCUUGAAAAAAGACUCUCGAAGCAACCAGAAAAAUUCAAUUCUUAUCAGAACUUCAUGACAGAGUACCUGAAUCUCGGUCACAUGUCCAUCGCUACCUCCACUUCUUCGUAUGUAAUCCCACAUCACGCUGUAAUGAAAGAGACAAGUUCCACUACAAAAUUGAGAGUGGUGUUCAAUGCUUCCGAUCCAGACUAG
Messenger RNA from Harmonia axyridis, 519 nucleotides. RefSeq lists its product as uncharacterized. The record is from RefSeq and is a predicted model, not a curated record. Lineage: Eukaryota; Metazoa; Arthropoda; Insecta; Coleoptera; Coccinellidae. The transcript has a single exon. The coding region runs from base 1 to 519 and encodes 172 amino acids.